Messenger RNA from Amoebophrya sp. A120, 557 nucleotides. Lineage: Eukaryota; Dinophyceae; Syndiniales; Amoebophryaceae. The record is from the annotation of a GenBank genome assembly.
AAAGAAGAGCUGCGUGUACAACUUCACGUGCUAAAGAUGCUGAUUUAGAAAGGCUGCACAGCUAUCCGUUUCAAACGGUGCCCGCCAACAAGCCGUCUAGACUGUCCUCUUGCCCCAUCACUUUACCGAUUCUUCUAUCGCUGUUUUUGCAGGCGCUCGCAAUGAUUUUUCUGUACUUUUGGGAGAACUGCGCACUGGAUUUGUUCAGUUUGAACAUCGACUCGACCGACAUGUGGAUCCGCAGUUCCCACCGAAACGGGCAAAUCAUCGGCCUGUGCAACAUCGAGCACGUGGUCGCGUCUGCGGUGUACUUUUCCCUGCAGAACUUCAAUUUGGCGCAGCGCAAACUGAAUUGGCGGCUCCUGGUAGCGGUGCUGGUGUUAGGGCUGCUGCCGAUACUAUUCCUGUUGACCGCGAGCGCGGACUUUGAGAAAAUGACCUACGCGGGUGGAAACAAGCCGAGGGUAUUAACUUUGGGGCCUUCAUCCGCGAGUGAGGGACCAGAGGGUCGUGGGGACAUUUAUGAUAUACCUGAAUUGUACCGGCCUAAAAACCCG